GUAUAAAAAGAUUUCGGAAAAGAAUGAGAGAUCGCUUGAGGAAAUCCGAAGUCGUCGGCGAAAAGCAUGAUAUCUUAAACAGGGUGAAUGCUCUUCGGAAAUCUCUUGAACAACAAUUACAAGAAGCAACAAAAUACCACAGGGAAUGUCAGACCGAACAUCAAGAAAUGAUUGCACGCCUAAAAGCAGCCGAAAUCGAGGCAAGAAAAUCUGAAGAUGUGAACGGAUCGAAAGAGAAUUCUCAAUCAGCUCAGGACGGCUCGUCAUUAACAUCAAAGAAAUCCAUUGUUGCUUUGCGUAGAGUUUGUCGAAGUAAAGAGAAACUGUCUCGAGGCAGAAAACUUUUAGAAUUUUCGAAAAAUCUUGAACGUUGUUGCUUGUUUCCUGAUUGCCUGCAACGACCCUGCGAACCCUAUAAACCCUGUCAAGAAUGCGGAGUCAAACGAACUAUUAUUUAUAUACCCCAAGAAUUCGGCCUUGAUAACCCAUAUAAAGAGUGUCAUAAAGCACAUUAAAAGCUUUAUUGUGUUCAUUCACACUCCCAGCUCAUAU
Orussus abietinus is the source of this 552-nucleotide messenger RNA. RefSeq lists its product as uncharacterized. Bases 24 to 515 code for a protein of 163 amino acids. The record is from RefSeq and is a predicted model, not a curated record. NCBI's taxonomy places the organism in Eukaryota, Metazoa, Arthropoda, Insecta, Hymenoptera, Orussidae. The transcript is spliced from 2 exons.